Macrobrachium nipponense is the source of this 11065-nucleotide messenger RNA. RefSeq names its product filamin-B-like (gene jbug). Gene Ontology annotation, biological process: actin cytoskeleton organization. NCBI's taxonomy places the organism in Eukaryota, Metazoa, Arthropoda, Malacostraca, Decapoda, Palaemonidae. Gene Ontology annotation, molecular function: actin filament binding. The transcript has 49 exons. The record is from RefSeq and is a predicted model, not a curated record. The coding region runs from base 479 to 9823 and encodes 3114 amino acids.
UGAAUUUUAGUACGAGGCGUGAAGGCGGAGGUGAUGGAACGGUCCUAGUACGCUCCCGGCGUUCUCCCAUCUCAGAAAACAAUCUGCCUUUCUGUAUUUAUACACAGAAGUAAGCAGGCACCUCCACCCUGAGGACAACCAAGUAGUGCAAGAUGAGGACUUAAUUUUGACUUGUUACCUCAGAUAUUAAGUUUAACGAAGGUGUAGGCAAUUCGAUCUUCACAUGUGGAGGAAGUGAAUGUUGUGAGUCUGCCGAAGAUGUAAAAGUGGGAGUGUCUUCGUGUUAUAAUAACCAAAAUGCGGGAAUAUGUUGUGAAAUGUGAAAAGUACACAAGUUUUUUCUGAUCUUCAAAAAUUUGACGAACAACACUGAGCGCCAGUAUGAAGUAUUAAAGAAGGAUUAACAUCACCCAGUGAGUGGUACACCUUACUUGACAUACGUUGUUAUUUUUGGAGUAGCUGUGCCUAAAAAUCCAAAAUGUCGGUGGACGAGGAAGACUUCAAGAUGAGCCGUGCAGGGCUUGUGGCCAGGAGCGCUGCAGGGCACGCUGCUAAGGGCAUGAGGAUUAAGGACCAAGAAGACAUGUGGGUGGAGAUCCAGCACCAUACCUUCAAGAACUGGGUCAACGUGCAGCUCCGGGAAACAGGGCUCAAAGUGGAGGACUUGAGUGAGGACCUGAGAGAUGGGCUGGCACUGGUCACGCUGGUGGAGGUGCUGCAGAAGAGGCGCCUCCGGAAGGUGAAGAAAGUGAUGAACCAGCACCAGGCCUUGGAGAACGUCACCACUGCCCUCAACGCCAUAGCAGACGACGGGAUCAAGCUGGUCAAUAUCGGAAACGUGGAUAUUGUGAAUGGCAACCUGAAACUGAUCCUGGGGCUGAUAUGGUCCCUCAUCAUGCACUAUCAGAUUGGCCAGUCGAAAUUCCCCCCCAAGAAGUUGAUGUUGUCAUGGCUGAAGGCAGUGUUACCAGACUGUCGGGUGCAUAAUUUCACAACAGACUGGAACAGCGGUGUGUAUCUGAGCGCCCUACUCGAGUACUGUAGGCCUGGCCUGUAUUCCAACUGGAAGAAUCUCAACCCGAGGAAUUCGGUGGACAACUGCAAGAACGCUAUGGAGAUCGCCAAGGCAGAGUUUAACAUCCCGAUGUUGUUGGAACCCGAGAUUUUAUCCUCUCCCUACCUAGACGAGCUGUCUGGUAUGACCUACCUCUCGUACUUCAUGAAGGAGGGAGGUCCUGGUUACAAAGCCACUCUUGAAUGGGUCAGGAGGCAGUUGCCCGACAGGAACAUUAAAAACUUUACGACUGAUUGGAACGAUGGUAUGAAUUUGACAACUUUGGUUAAGCAGCUCGGAGGUCCUGUUCAUGGGUACAAAAAAUUAACACCAGCUCCUCAAAAUUGGGAAUCCAAUCUGCAGUUAGGUAUCGAUGGAGGCAAAAAGUUAGGUGUCGAGCCCGUUCUGGCUGCCGCCGACAUGGCUCGUCCGGACGUUGAAUAUUUGGGCAACAUGGGUUAUAUUGCAUACUACCAGUGGGUACGACCCAGGGAAUGCCCUUCUGACUCCAUUGCCAUCAACUGCAACCUGGAUAAUGUCCGUGUGAAUAAUCCAGUUCCCUUUGAGAUCGAGUUCCUGACGAAGGAGGUGGUGCUCAGCGAAAUCAGGGUGGAAGUGCGUGGUCCCUCGGGUCCUGUCAGAGUCGACCUUGAUCUCGGUCCUCGAGGAGGAAAGGGCGUUUUUAUACCAGAUCAAGUGGGCAUUUAUGAGCUGAAUGUGUACAACGAAGAGGAACUUGUGGAAGGUUGCCCUGUUAAAGUGAGAGCUCUACCCGACGUUUCCAAAAUCAUGUUCUCCGGCAUCGAUCCCUGUGCCAUAGGCUCCAUCGUCGAGGUCGUUGUAAACAGUAAUGGCGCUGGGUCAGCUGACAUUGAAGUGACAGCAUAUUCACCUACGAAUCGGCCCUUGCCCUGCCCCGUGAAAGUGGAAGAUGGAGUGUAUGCUGCUGUCUUCCAGCCUGACGAAGCGGGAGAAUGGUCCAUUGCUGUGACUUACGACGAUGAACACAUUCAGGGGUCGCCAUUUACCUGUCAUGUUUAUGACCCACAUGCACUCAAGCUUGUGGAUCUAGAUUUGGGACCCAGUGCCAGACCAGGCCAGCCCUUUACUUUUAUCGUAGAUGCCACAGGAUGUGGUUGGGGAGAUGCCAAAGUGGAUGUCACGCAGGGUGGACGUUCUAUUCCCUCAAAGUCUCUUGAAAUUGAAAGAGGGGUCUAUGAGAUCACUUUUACUCCUCUGGAAGCUGCCAAGCAUAAGGUCUAUGCCUACUUUAAUGGGCAUGAAGUCAAAGGUUCGCCCUUCCCACUGUAUCUUGGAGUAGAGAAGCCUCCUGACAGGAAAGAUUCUAAAUCAAAGAAGAAGAAAUCUUCAAGUCGUGAAAAUAAAGACCCGAAGGAAAUGAAAGAAAUUGUGAAAGAGUAUUCAAGUUCUGCUUUGGUCACCAACUCUCCCAGGUUGUCCUUGAGUAGUCUUAAUACAUCACACAACAAGUCUACAUUAAGUAAAAUCUAUGACUCAACUGUCAAUGAUUCAUAUGAUUCUUCCAUCAGUAAAACAUACAAGUCAACAGUUGAUAAAUCCUAUGAUACUGUAGACAGCUCAAGUUAUGAACCUGUCCUCAUUCCAUCAAACAGAAUGCAAGAUUCAUCAGUUAUGAAAAGCAGCAGCACGUAUGAGAACAUAAAUAAUAAGUAUGCAAAUUUUGAAUCUUCUUCUAUUGUUAAUAGAAGUAGUGUCUUAGAGUCAAGCACAAAGAAAACAAGCACUUAUGAGUCAGUCUCCCCAAAACCUAUCUAUAGCUCAAGUCCCAAAAAAAUCAGCACAUAUGAAUUAAGCCCUUCUAGUUCUUCAAAAUUGGAGUUGAAGAAUAGCACACUGGAUGCCAGUCACAAUUCAAGCUUUAAUUCUACAUUCAACACUUCAACUUCAACAGUCAUCAAUACUGGCAUAAUAAGCAAAUCGUCUGUGUUCAACAAGGCAUCAAGUCCUGGACGACUCUCUUCCCCUAGUCCACGCAAGUCAGCAUCACCAUCCCCACCUCCACCGUCUAGGACCAUCCGUGCUAUAAGCCCAAUAGAAAGCAGAGCCUCACCAGUUCGUGCAACCAGUCCACCUGGAGAACUCACUGGUCUGUCUUCUCCUUCUAAAGUUUUACAGAUUGCCCAGAAUGCUGCCAAAACCUCAGAGGCAAGAAGACAAAGGAACGUCCAGAGCCUCUCGAAGCUCAGGUCCAGGACAAUGUUCAACAGUAGAGAUGAAAAUUCUGACCCUGGAGGACCGCCUGAUGACCAUGUCACCUCACGCCUCUCCUCUGAGAAAAGAUCUGCUUUACUCCAGAGUGAUGAGCGCUUCACAUCCACUGCCAAUUUUAAUAUAUCUAACAUAGCCUCAUCAUCAUCAUCUGUCACAAGUACCACCAUUAGGAGGAUGGAAGAGAAUUUACAGGCUUCUGGAGCAAACCGUCAUGGGACCACCAGCAUUAUCCACCCAGUGAGUACUAGUGUGUCAGUGGAUUCUGGAGAAGAAAAGAGGGGAGGUGUGAGGAGUGGAAUUGUGAAGACUGAAUACAGCAUUCAUGGUUCUAAAAGUGAUCUGAGAAGUGACCACGGGCUUACAUCCAUUGAAGAUCAUCAUCAUUAUAACACCAAAGACCAUUCCCAGAAACUAGAAUCUACAACAUAUCUUAGCUCCAGCACAACUUCAGUUGAUGUAACAGAUGCUGUGUCACAUAGAUUGCAAGGAGCUUCCCAUCAUCAACAUUCCCACCAGCUAGCCCGACAUUCACCUCAGCCACAAAUAGAUGCCUCACGGGUUUCUGUAAGUGGGCCUGGUGUCAGACUUGUAUCUGUAAGCUCACAGGCUGAGUUUACAGUUAGUAUGCCUCCACCACUACGACAAGAAGAGAUCAAUGUCCGUAUCACAGGUCCUGGUAAGCGCCAGGUACCAGUUGAGACCCAAGGUACAUCAGAUGGGGAAGUCUUGGCUGCAUUCACUCCACGACAAGUUGGUGAAUACAUAGUUGAUGUCAGAGUUGGUGAUACUCGAGUUCCAGGAAGUCCAUUCAGGUGUUAUGUGUAUAAUGCCCAAGAGAUCCAAGUUGGUGCUAUUCCCAAUGGCAUAGUUGGAAGACCUGUUGAAUUCGAGAUUGAUGGCUCAUCAGCUGGCUCAGGUAACCUGGAAAUCCUAGUAAAUGGGGGCCAUGUGACAUCGUAUGUGAGAAACUUAGGUCAGCAGAGGUUCUUGGCAUCUUUCGUCCCACAUUCAGCGAUAAAGCAUACAGUUGAAAUGCGCUUCAAUGGAGAGAAAGUUCCUGGGUCACCGUGGAGUGUGGAGGUAAUGGAGGGUAGCGGGGCAAGGGUGGCUGUCCUUGGGGACACCAUCAAACACUUCCCUGCUGGUCAGCUCUCGGCUUUUGAUAUCUCUGCUGCCAAUGUCUCCAAAGAAGAUAUCCAAGUUCAUAUAGUCAGUCCAGCAAAGCGUCCAGUUUCAUACCAAUUAACAGAGAGUGGGGAAGAUGUGUAUCGUGUCGCCUUUGUAACCACAGAAGUUGGAUCUUAUAUUGUUGAUGUUGCUGUUUCUGGUCAGAAAGUUCAGGGCUCGCCUUUUAUUGCCAAAGCCUAUGAUGCAGGACUCAUCCGAGUCUCUGAUGUCCCAAAUGGUGUAGUAGGACAGCCAUGUCAGUUCAGAGUUGAUGCAUCACAGGCUGGAGAAGGUCAGCUGGAAAUCAGUAUUAAUGAUGGGGAAGUGCCCAACCAUGUACAAGUUCUAGGUGGAGGAAGAUGUCUUGUAUCCUUCACUCCAGAUACUGCUAAAUUACACACAAUUGAUAUUAAAUUUAAUGGCGAGACCGUCCGAGGAUGCCCAUUUGUAUGUAGAGUGGCAGACACCUCACGAGUUAGUCUUACUUUAAGACACCUGGAACUUAUACCUGUAGGACAGCCAGCAGCAUUCAAUAUUGCUGUGGAUGGAGGAGGUUCUGCAGAACUUACUGUCACAGUGAGAACUCCCAGUCACACAACACUUCCAGUCAGAGUUUCAGGAAGUGUAAGGGCAGGUUUUACAGCAGAAUUUACUCCUGUGGAGGUUGGGGCACAUACCAUUAUAGUCAAUUACAAUGACUCGGCUGUCUCAGGCACACCAUUUACUUGCAAGGUCUAUGAUGCAUCCAAAGUUGGAGUAUCACAUCUACCUAGGGGAGCCAUUGGAAAAAGUCUUCAGUUUGUUGUUGAUGCAUCAGAGGGAGGAGAAGGUAACCUUGAAAUCAGCAUCAGUGCAGCUGGUAGAAACAUACCCACCCAAGUUCAUCCUCAUGGAUCUGCAAGGUUUGCCGUGUCAUUUGUUCCCCUUGAAGCAAUUGACCAUAUCAUCAACAUAUCAUUCAACAAAGAACCUGUGCAAGGCUCCCCAUUUGUUGCAAAGGUGCAAGCAGACCCCAACAGAAUUGUAGUCAGUGGUCAGUCUCUUGCUGCCACAGCUGUUGGGAAAACCUCUUUCUUCACGAUAUCUAACGUUACUGGAUCAGUAGAGGAUGUUGAGGUGUCAGUUGAGGGCCCCAAUGGAUUGCCAGUGCCAGCGCAGGUGCGAGACAAUGGAGAUCACACAUUUAAAGUGGAGUUUGCCCCCAAGAGUGCUGGUGAGCAUCGGAUCCAUGUUGCAUACAGCGGCGAGGCAAUUCCAGGUUCACCAUUCAGCUGUAAAGUGUAUGAUGUUUCAGCUAUUAAAGUUCGUCCAGUAGACAGAGGAAUGGUGGCUAAACCAGUAACUUUCCUUGUGGAAACAAACAAUGCUGGCCCGGGAAAUCUUGAAGUUACAGUCAAUAAUGGCCAAGUCCCAACAAGUGCUCAGGCACAAGGCAACCAUGUGUAUGCCAUAUCCUUUACACCAAAGGAAGCAAAGCCUCAUGUUGUAGAGCUCAAGUUUAAUGGAGAGAAUGUUCCAGGCUCACCAUUUUCAUGUGAAGUGGUUGAUGUGUCAAGAGUAACUGUUGCAGGAGCUGGCUUAGAAAAAGUUCCUGUUGACAGGCCAGCAACAUUCACAGUUGAUUCCCAGGCAACCAUGGACCAGUUAGAAGUGAAAAUACUCUCUCCAUCCAGACAUCCUCUUGAGCCACGAGUAUCAACCACAGAUGGAGGAAAAUUGAUGGUUGAAUAUACCCCAGUAGAAGUGGGUGAUCACAGUGUUGAAGUGAGAGUAGCUGGCAUGUUAGUGCCUGGAUCCCCGUUUCUUGUUAAAGCUUAUGAUGCCAACAAAGUCAAAGUCACAGAAGUUGCCACGGGUAUUGUUGCAAAGCCUGUUUACUUUUCAAUUGAUGCAUCACAGGCUGGUGCUGGAAAUCUGGAAAUUAUUGUGUCAGUUAAUGGCCGAAAUGUGCCUAACUAUGUACAGUCUGAGGGACAUGCGAGAUUUAGAGUUAACUUUAAACCAAAGGAGGCAGCUGUCCACACACUCUCAGUCAAAUUUAAUGGCGAACCUGUACCUGGGUCACCAUUCAGAUGUCGUGUUAGUGACAGUAGCCAGGUGGUUAUUUCUGGUGCUGGGAUAAAAAUGUCCUCUUUGGCGCGUCCUGCUGUCAUUACUGUUGAUCCUCGUAGUGCUGAUGUUGCCGAUUGCAUUAUACAGGUGACAUCCCCUUCAGGAGCACGUGUACCUGUUAAAGUGACUGGUGAAUUACCAAAUAAAUUGACAGCUGAAUUCCAGCCCACAGAAGUUGGUCCUCAUACUAUUAAUGUUAUUAUGGAUGGAGAAAGUGUAGGAGGUUCACCAUUCACCUGUAAUAUAUAUGAUGUUACAAAAGUUCAAGUUACAGGCCUAAAUCAUACCAAGGUAAAUCGACCAGUAACAUUCACUGUGGAUGCAUCCCAAGCAGGAGAGGGUACUUUAGAAUUAGUUGUGACAACAGCCAAAGCCUCUGUCAGAGCAGAAGUAGCUGCAAGAUCAAGGGGUCUCUAUGAUGUCACUUUCACUCCUCAUGAAUCAAUACCUCACUUUGUUAACAUCACUUUCAAUGAGGAAGAAGUGUUAGGAUCUCCAUUUAAGUGUGAUGUUCGUGAACUAGAACCUCGUGAAGUGCGUCACCUCCAACGUAAGGAGAGUCAGAUGGUAACUGCCAAAGGAGAUGGAUUAAAACAGGUGGUAACGGGUAACACAGCAUCCUUUACGGUGGACACCAAAGGAUUGGAUGGUGAACUGGAUAUCAGAGUCACUGGCCCAGAUGGUGGUCAGAUCCCUGCUAGAUUAGUAAAAUUACGCAGUGGGCUUCAUCGUGCUGAGUACAGAGCAGACCAGGUGGGGUCCUACAGCGUUGCAGUAUUACACCAGGGUGCACCUAUUAGUGGUACACCAUACACAGUUGAGGCAGCUGAUCCACGAAGAGUAAAACUUCAGCUUUCUGGGGAAUGUUUUUCUGGUCAGGAGUGUGCUUUGAAGGUGGAUGCUUCAGGUGCUGGCAGGGGAUCAUUGUCAGUAGGUGUGCGAGCGGCUGGCCAAGAUGUCAAACACUCGAUAAGAGACCUUGGUGGUGGGCUAUACCAGGUUCUGUUUUAUCCAAGGGCACCUAUUCCACACAAGGUUGAUGUGCGCUAUAGCGGAGUACCAGUUCAAGGUGGACCGUUUGAAGUACCUGUGCGCAACCCUGCCACCGGUCAUGCAGUAACAGCCACUGGUCUUGGACUACAUCAGGCACGAGUUAACAAAUCUACUUCAUUUGUUAUUGAAACUUUAAAUCAACCUUCUAAAGACUUUGAUGUCCUCAUUACUGGGCCACAGGAUUGGGCUGUCCCAGUAAAGUGCUAUCAGCAAAAGGAUGGUAAUUUAUUGGCAGAAUACACUCCUCACACACCAGGAAACUACAAAAUUGAGGUUCUUUGCUCCAAUGCACAUGUGAAAGGUUCACCCUUCCAAUGUACUGCCUAUGAUGCCUCCAGAGUCCUUUUGGAGAGUAAUAAGACUGUGACUGCUGUUGGAGAACCAUGCAUGUUCUUAUUGAACACAUCUGAAGCUGGAGCUGCUGAUUUAGAAGUAAAUGUUGAAGCUCCUUCAGGUGUUCUGACACCUUUGGAGGUCAAGACUGGACCAUCUGGUGAAUUUGUUGAAUGGAUCCCAGAUGCACCUGGACAGUAUAGAAUUAUUAUAUUCUAUGGUGGUGAAGAGGUUCCAGGAUCUCCAGUCACUGUAGAUGUAGGUGAAUCCGGCUUAGCAACAGUAAAGGGGUCUGGUUUGGAAGGUGGUGCUAUAGACACACCGCUUACAUUUACUAUUGAUGGCCGUGGCUUGCUUGGGGAACCUCAUGUAACAGUGGAUGGACCUGAUAGCGUGGCACGUGUCAAUGUGCGCAAGCAAGAUGAAGGUCUCUACCAGGUUACGUAUGUGCCUCAUGAAGUGGGGAUAUUUGAUGUUCGUGUACAGUGGAACAAGCGUGAUGUUGCUGGUAGUCCAUUCCAUCCAAAAAUUGUUGAUCCAGCUCGGGUUAGGCUGAUUGGUGGGUGGUCAAGUUUGCAAGAUUCAGAGGGUCGUUUGGAGCUGACUCCUCGAGAAGAGAAGAGGUUAGCUUUUGAUGUUAGUGAAGCUGGACCUGGAAAAUUAAAAGCAGAAGUGACUCAUGAAGGCAGGCCAAUUGAAGUUGGUUUAGAUCAGACUGGAUCUCGAUCCCGCCUAAUAUUUACCCCACCUGGUGAAGGUGCUUAUGAGUUACACUUGUGGUAUUCUAAUUUACCCCUACCAAACAUGCCAGUUCAUGGAUGGGCUGAACCGGUAGUUACAGGGGAUCACACACGUGUUACACUCAAAGGCCAUGGUAUCACUACAGCACGGUGUGGUGAGCAAUCUGAAUUUAUUAUUGAUGGGUCAGCAGCUGGUCCUGGAGCUCCAGAUGUUACUAUGAGUGGUACAAAAGCUGAUGUAUCAGUCUCCCUGACACACCAGGGGAGUGGAAUCUGGCAUGCAGCUUAUACUCCAAUGUUGCCAGGAGCCUAUUUACUCAAUGUAAUGUGGUCUGAUCGUCAGGUACGAGGUUGCCCCUUGAAGGUGAAUGUUGAAAGCGUGGCAGAUGCAUCAAGAGUAGUGUGUUCUGGUGAAGGAUUACGGCAUGGCAUGGUUGGCCAUGAAAUUAAAUCCUUCAUUGACACUAGAAGAGCUGGUCCUGGUGAACUUACAGUAACGUGUACAGGGCCACAGAAAGUGGCAUUAUGCGAUCUAGAUGACCAUGGUGAUGGUACUUUCACAUUAAAUAUUCGACCUCAGGAGUCUGGCCGUCAUGCAUUGAAUAUCAAAUAUGAGGGGGAUCACGUUCCAGGUUCCCCUUAUACACUGAAAGUAGCUGGAGCUCCAGAUCCCUCAAAAGUCCGUGUAUAUGGCCCAGGCAUUGAGCAUGGAGUUUUGGCUUCAUACCAGAGUCGUUUUAUUUGUGAUACGCGUGGUGCAGGUGCAGGUCAGCUUACUGUGAGAAUCAGAGGGCCUAAAGGUGCAUUCCGUGUCGAGAUGCAGAGGGAGUCACAAAAAGACAGAACCAUAUUGUGUAAAUAUGAUCCAACAGAACCAGGAGAUUAUCGUAUGGAAGUAAAAUGGUCUGGCGAACAUGUCCCUGGGAGUCCUUUUGUUGUGAUGAUAUUCGAUACACAAGAUGAACUUAAUAGAUACAUGGCUGGUGGAUAUUCCCCAACUGGCCCAGGAGGUGCUCCAAGUGAAUACUAUGGAAGCAUAGGAUAUGGCACCACGUAUGGUGCAGUAAGCUUUGGACAGAUGUCAUGGCGUGGCUCUCAGGCCCAACUGUGAGGGGGGCCAGGGUCCCCGCCGAGCGUCGCUCUUCCCCUUACUGCCCCCUCCAGUAAUGGACUCAGUCCUGGCUCAUCACCCUCCACCCCCUCACCAGCUCGUGGUCCUCCAGUUAGCAAUGGUCGGGUUCUCACUACACCUCGAAAAGUUAAAGCAAAGUCUCAUGCUCGUCGCAAAAAUAAACCCCCAUCACAAGACCCUGGAGGUCAUAGCCCCGUGCUGCAACUACCAUUUUCAUCCCCUUCAAGACCAAUGCCUGUAUAUAUGUCUACAUGGGCUUGGUCUGCAACCCAUCAAAACUACUUUACAUCCCUUCCACCUCUCUCGGUUAGUAAGGGACGCACAACCCCUAGACGUUCGACGCCAAUGAAUGGCCCUGCAUAUGCCGGUGUACACAGACACCAAUUCCGCCGGUACCGCCUCAUCACCAACAAUUUAUAGGGUGGUGGACCCUGGUUCCCCCUAACAGGGCUAUGUACAUAAAUCAGUUAUCCCAAGACUAACUCCCUGUAUGUAAUUUCAAAUUCUGGGCCUUACAUUCCCCUUCAUGAUUGGUAAUGAUAAGAGUAUUGUGACUUUUUUUAACAAAAUCAAAUUCUGUUCUUUCCAACAACAUAUUGGGGUUUUCAUGGUACUGUAUAUAUCCUUAUUCCUCAUGCCUUAUUCUCAGGUCAUAUCUCUAGGUAAAGAUUAUUACCAUGGCUGAGGAGAAAAUAACAUAAAAUCUCAUUGCCUAAUCUCUGCAGCGCCUUCCUGUCGUCAUGUAUAAAUGACGUAAUGGUUAGGUGCAUGUCCAUGCCCCUGUACAUGGUUUCACUUGGCAAAAGUGAAUGCAUUUUGUAGUGAACUUUUCCUCCUUAUGUUUUGGUGGACUUUGUGUAAUCUACUCAGAUUAUUGUACUAAAUGUUUAAAAGAUGUGUAUGUGUCUUCCUAAUCUAAUCAUUCAUCUGAAGAUCAAAAUCUGUUCAUGCAUUUCAUCAUUUCAUCUACAUAUCUGACUCAUCACUAAAGUUCAUAGAUGUAGUUGUAGUUUUCGUUGAAAACAAAAUUUUAGCUUUAUCACUGUCAAAUUGAGGUAGAAUCAUCAUACGGUAGUUAUCACAACCUCCUGCCGAUAUUCAGUUAUGCCAGGAAUGUACAAUAGCUCAUCAAUUUUAUAUUAGUGUUAAAUCAUUAAUAUAUUCACAGUGCUAUCCCAUUUUUUAAUUUGUAAAUGUUGACUCAAUAAACAUUACUAAUAA